Molecule: messenger RNA, 619 nt
Organism: Daldinia loculata
Lineage: Eukaryota; Fungi; Ascomycota; Sordariomycetes; Xylariales; Hypoxylaceae
Exons: 1
Coding region: 26-568 (180 amino acids)
Molecular function (GO): oxidoreductase activity
Source: RefSeq, a predicted model, not a curated record
GUUCAACACCAACGUCCUCGGCAUCAUGAACAUGACGCGCCACGCGCUCCAACACAUGCGCCCUCGCCGGCAGGGAGUAAUCGCCAACUUCGGCAGCCUGGUCAGCUGGCAAGGACUCCCCGGAGCAAGCUACUACUCCUCGACCAAAUAUGCCGUGACCGGGUUCACAGAGACGGUGCAUCAGGAGGUCAGCGCGUUCGGGAUAUCCGCCGUCGUCAUCGAGCCUGGAUACUUCCGGACGGGAUUUCUUAACGAGGGCGGUAGCAACCGCAUCCGGGCUGCGAAGCCCUUGAUGGAGGAGUACAAGAACACGCCUGUGAAUGUGACGCGGGACCGACUCAAUAGUGUCGACAACUACCAGCCCGGCGACGUUGUUAAGGGCGCCAAGGUCAUUGUUGAUGUGUUGACGCAGACGGGGGUCGCGGAGGGCAAGAAGAUCCCUGUGAGACUCGUGCUCGGCCGCGAUGCAUUCGAAGCUAUCAAGGAUAAGAUUCAGAGCACCGAGGCGCUGAUUAAGGAGUGGGAAGAUAUAAUUGUUAGCACGGAUCACGACGAUGUCAAGAAAUGAAAAUGACGUUGUGAUCCUAUAACUACCUACCUACCUAGUCUACUAACCAAC